AUAAUAUAUCUGUGCUAGUAACAAAAGAACUACAUUACUUCCAUGUCUAAAUAAAUAGUUAUUUAGUCAUGAUUACUAUUUAAUAUUAAAAUAAAAAAGUAUUAUAACCUGACGUUAUUUUAUACACCAGACAUAUGUGCUGCCACAGAAUCUCAGAUUAUAAGCGAAGAAAAGUUUAAUUUUAUAAGUGCUCUGUGGUGUUAUCGGUUCUACAGAUUGUAGAACUGUUAAGAGAAAUUGUUGGAGUCGAUAAAUAAUAUUAUUUUUUAUUCGAUUUAAUUGCACUAACAAGUUGUCAAGUUGUCAGUGAGAACACUCAUGUAAACUCAAUGCGCAAUUUCUGCACCAUCGAUUUUAUGAUUGCUCAUACUACCAGAUCAAUAUGAAUACCUCGAAUACCAUUGAGACACUUUUAAGUUUAUCAUUGAAUCAGUUAUGCCAGACCAUGAAUGAAGAUACACUGCAGUAUGUGUUGAAAUCGUCAACUCCAUCAAUCUGUAUACAAAUCAUUUGGAAGGUCUUAGGUUUUGAUGAAUAUGCUGCUCAUUUGUUCAAUCCGAGGUUUAAUCCAGUAGAAUUAGGAUACGAAAUUGCUCAAAUGGAUUUAGAAUCUCCACAAGGUUUUAUAUCUGCUGAACUAUUCGAUCAAGAGAUUUUUGAACACUUUGCCACUAAACAACAGAUUAUAUUUGUUGAUCGUUUCAAUUGUUCUAGUCUUUUUGACCACCGAUUAUUUUUUAAAUUGGUAAGGGAAACCAGCUUACGAAAUCAUCUAUUUUUUUUAUUUCGGAUUUGUAUUCAGAUUAGAGGUUUUGAUUUCCCAUCAAACUUUGCUCAAGAAUGGGUAAAUAUGGAAAAACCAGAUAGCAAUGAAGGCAUGUGUCUUCCUGAUAUAGAAAAUGGUCUUAAAUUAGGGAUUUUUCUUGGUGAUGCUGGCUGGCUUAAUGAAAGUGCCUUAGUCUUAUCGCACACAUAUGAAAUAAUUACUACAAAAUGGGUGUGCCAUGAUGAGAUUGUAGAACUUUUUAAAACUCUCCAAUGCUUGACCAAGUGGUUAUUAGUGGCAUCAAACUACUAUAAUUUUGUUGAAGCAAAAGAAGUUCUACAAAAUUUGAUAUACACUAUCGACAUCAUUGAAGAACUAGAAGAAAGAACAUUGUCUAUAUCAUAUUCAUAUUUAGCUGUUUCACAAUACUAUUAUGUAUUACUGGAAUUUGAUAAGGCUUGGUCUUGGGCAGUUAAAGCUAUGCAUGAACUUCACAUGGCUAGUAGAAAAUUGAAAAUUUUGAUCCUGAGUCAUUCCAUUAGGCUUUGUUCUGCAUUGGGCAAAUUAAUCACAGGACAGAAGUUAAGAAAACAAUUAAAUGCAUUAAACGAAGAUAUAACUGAUGGUUACAUGUAUCAUGAUUUCUUAUUGAGUUACGCAUACUACUUCUCCAAUUUAAAUACUCCAGAUGAUAAUAUUAACUGGUUCUAUGGUUUGUUAACUACUGCACGGAAUUUGUUUGGUUACUACAAUUUAAAUACAGCUAUUAUUUUAACCAAUUAUGCAUUUGAGCGACAUGAAAAUGUUGAAUUAGAAAGUGAUGAAUCUAUGCGGUGCAUACUACAAGCCAUAUUCAUCAUGCAAAAAAUUGGUGUACCAAAUGACCACAUGUUAUUAAUGAAUGCUCAUCUGAUAAAAUCAUUAUUAAUACAAGAAAUAAUAUUCGGAUUAGGACAGCAAAACGCUAUUAUUUACUUUAACACAAGAGAUGGUACAGAAGGAAUAAACGAAAAUGAAACGAUAAAUCAGAUGAAGCAGUUACUUGUUGAAAUAGUUGAGGUUGCCUGUAUUAAUACAUUACAUGUUGCUUCACAUCGACUUGGAGAAAACAACCUGCUUACAGCAAAAACAUAUAGUUUUCUAGCUUCCAUUUAUCUUCUUCAGGAGAAAUAUACUGAAUCUGAAGAAAUGUGUUUAAAAGAGAUUGAAAUCAUAAAAUCAAUUUUAGGAACAAACAAUGCACAAUUUGCUAAUUCUAUAGGACACUUGGCUCAUUUAUACACACAUUACCUACAUAAAUUUCAAGAGUCUGAACUACUUUUAUUGCAAACAAUUAACAUUUAUGAAAAUAUCACUGAUGGACCAAUCUAUGAGUUACGGGCUAGUAUAGAAGAAUUGAUUUACACUUAUAAAGAAUUUAACAAUUUGGAGAGGUUAAAUUAUUACAUUAAUUAUUUGGCAACUUUUGAUGCUACAUUUCAAAAUUGGUGUCAUUGUGCGUGGCAAUCUGAAAUAUCUGAGGAAAACUGUACAAAGAUCGAUUUAAGUUUGGAAAAGUUUAAAUGCAUAUUAAAUGGAUGCAGUUGUGGCCAGUAAUAAAUUUAAGUAGAAAAAUAAUUUUAAAAAUUAAGUUGAA
Acyrthosiphon pisum (pea aphid) is the source of this 2402-nucleotide messenger RNA. Its product is annotated as amyloid protein-binding protein 2-like. Gene Ontology annotation, biological process: proteasome-mediated ubiquitin-dependent protein catabolic process; intracellular protein transport. The record is from RefSeq and is a predicted model, not a curated record. Gene Ontology annotation, cellular component: Cul2-RING ubiquitin ligase complex. Gene Ontology annotation, molecular function: protein binding; ubiquitin-like ligase-substrate adaptor activity. NCBI's taxonomy places the organism in Eukaryota, Metazoa, Arthropoda, Insecta, Hemiptera, Aphididae. The transcript has 13 exons. The coding region runs from base 383 to 2362 and encodes 659 amino acids.